Molecule: messenger RNA, 3380 nt
Organism: Drosophila sechellia
Lineage: Eukaryota; Metazoa; Arthropoda; Insecta; Diptera; Drosophilidae
Gene: Fbl6
Product: F-box and leucine-rich repeat protein 6
Exons: 9
Coding region: 373-2529 (718 amino acids)
Cellular component (GO): SCF ubiquitin ligase complex
Molecular function (GO): protein binding
Source: RefSeq, a predicted model, not a curated record
CAACAACAUCUCCAGCUUUCUAUCUACGUCGUUCGUUGCAGCAAAUAAAUAAGUUUUAAUUGAUUGUGCGCCUUUAAAAUGUACGAAUUGUGGCUAAUGCCGUGACCAACUGCAGUGUAGUGCCUCUAAUAGUUGGCACCAGUGUAAAAUCGGCUGUUCGGGGACCAAAAGAAGCCUAAAGUGUCCAUAAAACGCCAAAGGAAAAAUCUUUAGAAUCGAAUUCGAACAAUUCAAACACACACACGUAGUGCUGCACCGUUCACACACCGCCGUAGAGUACAGUACCGCAGUGCGUGCGAGCGAAACGACCCGUGUCUCGGCAGAUAACAUACAUUUGUAUACCUCUCUUUCAAGUGAAGAGCGAGUAGAGUGAUGAGCGAAUCUCUAUCUUCUCAAGUGGAGGAGACCAAGGUGUCCGAUGAAGAUGGUGUAAAAGAGAAAGCUGAAGUGUCCACCGCCAAAGAUUCGGCGGAAACGGCUAUGGAAGUGGAGGCAGAUGAUGCUGGUGGUCAGCAGCCGGAGCAAAGUAAAUUGUUGGAUAAGGAGAAAUCUGCCACGGUGGACAUAAACACACUCACUCCCUCGACGCCCUCACAAACCCCGCCACAACUGCUGGCCGGCGAAACAGCCACAUCGGGAAGCACGGCCGUCAUUCCGGAAAACAUCCUGUCCCCGCCCAAGUCAGAAACUCAAACCGAUGAGACUAACACGGCAACAUCGACGUCCUGCUCCCCAGCCUCUGACGGUCAGCGGUCGCCGGCGGCGGAGCAACAGUCAUCGGCACCUCCGCCACAGGCGCAGGCCCCAGCGGAGCCGGUCAAUGGCUCCGUACCAAAGUCGGGGAAACCACUCUCCACAGCGCUUAGCGGCAAGAAGACCAGCAAAGCGGCCACUACGUCACCACGUGCAUCCCGAUGCCGCAAAACCAAGGCGCUGCCCAUGUACGAAAGCGAAAUCAGCGACAACAAGAUGGGUAUCAAACUGUGCAUCAAGAAAUCUGAUGCCGGUGAAGGCGCACCUGCUGGUGUCACAUCUCCGCCAGUUACAGUUCCCGCAGCAACAAAAACUGUGCGCAAGCGCGUCCGUAAACCAAAGCAACAGGACAGCGAUGAGGCCGAGUAUGAGCCGCGCAAGAAAAAAGGCGGAGGAGGUGGUAGUGGCGGUGAAAAGAAGGUUUCAACGAGUCCGGAUGCUGCGGAGGCGGCUGGCGAGCCAAUCGAGCAGAGUGUCUGGGCUCAAAAGCUGCCCGAGGAAGUCCUAUUCAGGAUCUUUGAGCAUGCUGUGGAUACACAGGGCUGCCUGCCCACCCUGUUUCGGCUUGGCAGAGUUUGCUCGCUCUGGCGACAGGUUUCUCUUAGGCCUACUCUGUGGCGCACCAUGGAUCUUACCACAUGGGUCAAAGAGAAGUAUCGCACCGAACUCAAGCUCAAGUGGUUUGUCGACAACCGCUGCAGUGCCUGUACAGACUUGAAUGUUUCCAAUUGGAAAAUAUCAGACAUAAAUUGCUUCCUUGCCAAAUUGUCAAGCGGAUGCCCGAAUCUCCAAGGCAUUACGCUCUCCGGCUGGAAAGGUUUCACCUCGGAUCAUCUUACGUAUUUGGUGGAUAACAUGCACAAGUUGCAGCGCCUGGACUUAAGUUCCAUCAAUGUUGAGAUGAAUGCCAGCAAGAGCGCCGUGGGUGUCAACUCCCUAUGUAAUGCACUACAGACUAUGGGCAGCCGUCUAACGCAUCUCUAUUUGGCGCACAAUCGUCUGGCAGGAAUACCACAAAUAGUCGGAAUUCUUUCGACGCACUGUCCGAAUCUAACAUUAUUGGAUCUCUCGAACGUGACCACUCAGGCCACAUCACACGGUGUACUCCACAUUGAGAAGUUACAGCGUGGCUGCCAGAAGCUAAAGGUCCUGCGUGUGACAAACUCUCAUAUAACGCCAAGCACGGCAUCAAUGCAGGAAAUUAUGGACUCACCUGGCUUCCCAGAACUUGAAGAACUGUCCGUGGCUGCCUUAACAGAUGAAUCCCGCAUCAUAAGCGACGACCAUCUGCAACGCAUCCUUAAGAGCAGCUCCAAGCUAAAGCUACUGGACGUACGCAACUGCACACGGCUGACGCACGAGAGCCUAAUCCGCCUGCCUGCCUGGGAUAUCAAGCAUUUAUUCCUGUCAGGUUGCUCAGUCACACGGGAUAUGGGGUCGGGUCUGGAACUCAUUGCCUCAAAGUGGGCGCACAGUCUCAUAGAACUGGAUUUGGCUUGGGCGAAUAUGCAGCAGCCCAUUGAUAAUGCGUUGCGCGCCCUAGCAGAAAAGGGCAGAGAUUCGCCGUUGGCUCAUUUAAAUCUGUGCGGCUCGUCUGUUUCCGAUGAGGCGGUAAAGGAAAUACUGACGAACUGCCAAAAUAUGAGCUCCAUCAACCUGGCAUCGUGCCGUGGUCUGCCGCGUGGCGUCAAGCGGCUAAUGCAGGGGCCGCAGGAGCUAGGCGAACUCCGGGAGGUUCUGGGGGUGCAGCUGAAGAGCAGCAGCGGGAGCAACUAAUCCAGUCAGUGGGCAAAUCCACACAUCGGUUUUAUUGUUGAUCAGGCGGGCCAAGUUUAAAUGUAAUUUAAAUUGUUGCAUCCCUCUUCGCGCGAAAGGCGUUUAGCGCUUUGUUGAUUUUGUAAUGUAGUCCGCAAACAUAUUGCAAUAUUUGCAUAUUUGCAAUCGCUUGCAUCUUCCAAUAAUGCUUAUCUUGUUAAUAGGCCCUAGAGCGUAACUACUGUACUAGCAUAGUAUUCUCUUCUGCACAGCGGCAGCAGUGAGUUUCUCCCUUUUGUGGAUGUGCCCGCAUUAGAUGCUGUGCGAAUAAGCAACCUUUUGUAAAUGCAAUAUGUAUUCAUAGCUAAGUUGAUUCGAAUUUUUUGCAGCGCGAAAAUCAUUUCCUUUCGAAGACAACCGUUGCAACGAUUUUCAAUGAUUUUUUUUAGUAUAUAUGAUGGUAUAUAUAUAUAUAUAUAUAUAUAUAUAUAUAUAUAUUUACUGAAUUAUUGAUAGUUAAGUCCGACCAUUGAGCGUUUGUAAAGUAUGUAUACAAGAAUUUAAAAUAAGUUUAAAGUGUAUAAUUCGCAAUACAAAAAGAAUAUAUUUACCAUAAAGUAGUCGUCAAUUCAAAGUCGCCAAGGCAAUUUGUAGAAUGUUUUAAUCCGACAAGAAUGUACAUAUUGGCGUUAGAAAAACUUUCCGAUUGGAUGUUUUUAUAUAAAAAAAAGUAACCAUUUAUAAAGGUAACGCAUAUACCACACAUACAUAACAUAAAUUAAAACAAUUCAAUUGUUAAGCAUUAAUAGCAGUUAAGAGACGGCAAUUAAAGGUACAUUUAAUUUAAAAUAAACGCAAACAUUUUCAAUCUA